AACAUAGGGCCGCAUUAAACAGUGGAGGGGAGCAUUGCGUCGCGCGAGCGGCGGUCGCAUUGUUGUGUAUACAUACACGACACAUACACAAACAAACUCACAAAUAUACGCGCAUCAAUCGUUUGUGUAUUAUAUAGAGAAAUUUUUGAUGCGCGCGUGCCGCGUACUUUUUUGCGCUCGAACGCGAGCACAAAACACACCACCGCCGCCGCCGUAAACGCAAACGCACACGCACAAAGCAAAAGAAUAAGUAUGAAAAAAAAAUGAAGCAGCGACUACGGUCAACACGGUCAUUCUUCGAGUGCGCUAGCCGCCGGGACGAUUUUCAUCGUACUCUAAUAUGAAGAAAUCCUCAACCCUUGGAAAAAGAGCAGCAGUAGCGAGGACAGCAUCCUCCUCGUCGUCGCAGCAGCAGCAGCAGUGCAACAAUAAUCAACAGCAUCGUCGAGAUCGCCGGUGACGCGCGUUAGGAAGUUUUCGCUCUCCGCGCGCUCCGAUUAUAUAUACAUCGCGUGUGCAUCGUGCCAAAAAAAAGGACAAAAUUAUUUGGCGUUUCAUGAGAAGAAUUAAAAAAAAGAGUGGUACAGAUCUUAUCCGACUGGAAUCGUUCGAAGUUUUCGAAGAGUGCAUAAAAACACACACACACGCGCACAAAUAACGCCGCUAAAAUGAUGCAGACCCCCAACGUUUUCACAACUAUUCCUGGCAUGCCUGAACUAGGAAUGGUGUGGAUGAGUGACAUGAUGAUUCAAAAUGAUCCUUCACAAGAAUUAAUGAUCGAUCCACGUCAAACUGAAAAUUCUUAUUUUGCUACGGGUCAUUCUUUUGAAGACAUACGAAAUCAUCAGAUUCCACCAACAGCCAUGGUGAGAUAUUUAACUCCACAAUAUGCAAACACUUGUUCUGAGGCACAGGAGUCUAUGGAUGGGGCAGUCGUCCAAGAUAUACAACCAGAAUAUACUCAAGGCGACGCUGAAAUGAGUGAGUACUUGGGGCUUGACGAUUAUAUAGUUUGCGAAGAUCAAGAUCAAGAUCAAGAUCAGGAUCAAGAUCCUGAUCAAGAUCCAGACCUGGAGGAAGAUCAGGAUCCAGAUCAAGAGGUAAACAAUGCUGCUACACAAACCAAUGAUCCACGCAAUAAGAAAAUUAAGCCAAUAAAACACCCUGGUUUGGUAUUAAAAACUCCAAUAGCUUAUCAGCCACACACUGACAUGAAUUUCAUUCCAAUACGUAAAGAUGGAAUAGCGGUAUGUGAAAAAUGUGGUGCCAUUGGCGUUAAGCAUGCUUUCUACACAAAAGAAAGGAGGUUCUGCAGUCGUGCUUGUGCACGGUCAUCUGAUUCUUCAUUAUUUCAAGCUGAUUCUUCAAAUAGUUCUUCUUUUUCUUCUGAGCUUAAAGGAGAUAAAUCACAAAAUAAUACCACAAAAGAAGGAAAGGCAGCAUCAAAUGUUACCAUUAAAGAAGAAUUAACAAAUAAUAAAGAUUUUAAAAAUGAACAAUUAAAAUUGCAAAAAGAGCCCUUACUAGUACUUGAACACAUACCAGUAAGAAGAAAACGAAAACCAGAAAUGGCCACGUCCUACGACUGGACUCCGGAACUAUUAUCUUUUGGUUUCUGUGCAGCUCCAGUUUCGUGUUUCAGACAUGCUCCUAUAUCUGAUAUAUGGGAUGAUCUAUCAGUGGGAAUGAAAGUUGAAGUAGAAAACACUGACAGUGAUGAAAUUGGCGAAGAAUAUCCUACUUCAUUUUGGGUAGCAACAGUCCUUCGCAUUUCUGGCUAUCGAGCUUUAUUAAGAUAUGAGGGCUUUGGUGAUGAUGCAUCAAAAGACUUCUGGGUUUCUCUAUGUUCAAAUGACAUCCAUCCUGUUGGAUGGUGUGCUAGCAUUGGUAAAAUCUUAACUCCGCCCAAAACUAUAAAAGAUAAAUUCUGCGACUGGAAAAUGCUUUUAUUGCGACGUCUUUCGGGAGCACGAACAUUACCGACUCAUUUCUAUGCGAGAGUGAUUGCUAGUUCAGAAUCACGUUUUGUUUGUGGUACACAUCUUGAAGUCGUUGACAAAAAUUGUAUUUCCCAAGUUAAGGUAGCAACAGUUCAAAAAAUUGUUGGAAAAAGGUUACACGUUCGAUACUACGACUCACCCCCAGAAGAUAAUGGAUUCUGGUGUCACGAGGAUUCGUCUCUUAUACAUCCUGUUGGAUGGGCCAAACAAGUUGGUCACAACAUUGAUGCUUAUCCAGAAUACUUAGAGCGUGUCAACAGUGGGAAACUUAUACCGGAAGAUGCGACAAGUAAUUUAUUUGUUGUACCUGAAAAUGAACUCGUAAAAUCCAUUCCCCAAGGUUAUGCAUUUCGCGAGGGCAUGAAGAUUGAAGCAAUUGAUCCUCUAAAUUUAUCUGCAAUUUGUGCAGCUACCGUAAUGCGAGUUUUACGAGAUGGUUAUAUUAUGAUUCGCAUCGAUAGUUACCCGGCAGCGGAGAACGGUUCAGAUUGGUUUUGUUACCACUCUUGUUCUCCUUGUAUUUUUCCCGUUGGAUUUUGCGCUCAACAUGGUUUACCAUUGACACCGCCUAAAGAAUAUGAUAGUACAACGUUCGACUGGAGUACAUAUCUAGCCGAAACGAAUGCAGUGCCUGCGCCUAUGGUUCUAUUUGAAAGGAAAACUCUUCAACACGGUUUUGUUGAAGGAAUGAGGUUGGAAGCAGCUGAUCUAAUGGAUCCUCGAUUAGUUUGCGUUGCAACGGUCACAAGAAUAAUAGGAAGGUUACUUAAAAUUCAUUUCGAUGGAUGGGGGGAUGAAUAUGAUCAAUGGUUAGAUUGCCAAAGUCCUGACAUAUACCCUGUAGGUUGGUGUGAUUUUGUUGAGCACAAACUUGAAGGCCCACGGCAAUAUACAGGCAAAACUAUAAGCCCUAAUGCCGGAAAAUCACCGAGAAAUUUCAAACGUAAAUUUAAAAGAAAAUCACGUAGAAACAUGAAUCAGAAAGCUCCGCUGACAAGAUCAUUAAUGGCACGUCAAGCCGAAAUGUUACACCAACAACAGCAGCUGGAAACACAAGUGCCUAAGAAAAAGAAUAGUGAAAAUGGUCCAUCACAAGGUUCGAAAGUACAUCGUCAAAGAAGUGAUGUUAUUAGCAUACCUGAGCAAUCCUUGGGACCCGAGCCAGCAUUGGAACCCGCAGGACCGGAUCAGGCUUUACCAGCUCUCACGAGUGACCGAAGCAAAAUAUCAGAUUCCCCACUACAGUACAGCAUGUUGCGUCCGUCUGAUAAACUUCCCCAACAAAUUUUCAGUUGCGAUUCUCCGAAAAAAAGAAAAACUACCGUCACUACAAAGUCGUAUGAAAACGCACCAUCAAUGGAACAAGUGGAAACUGCAAAAAAUGGAAAAUAUAUUCCGAGAAUAGCAGACGGUAUCCCAAAAAAUUUAGAAACUGGAGAACUAGCACCUUUAGAAUGGAGUAUUUUUGACGUUUCCCAGUUCUUACAAGUUAAUGACUAUUCAGCUUAUUGUGAUAAUUUUAGCAAUCGUAAAGUUGACGGAAAAACGUUAUUAAAUCUUACGGAGGCCCAAGUAAUUGAAAUUACCGGUUACAAAGUUGGACCCUCAUUGAAAAUUUUUGAUCUCAUUCAACAAAUUAAAAAUAAACUAAAUCCUGCUCAAGAAAGAUCCAAAUUGGUUCAUAAAAAGUUGUUAUAACUAGUUCAUGAGUGCCGAAUUCGUAAUCAAGUUAACGCACCAAGUGAAGUUAAAAUGAUUAUAAUAGGAAAAACUUUUUAAACCAGAGAUGCAUCGAGUAGUUUUGUGCUUAUGGAUGUCAUGUCAAUUAAAGUGUAAAUAAUGGAUUUUCCAAAGUAAGAUGGACGAAAGUAAUUUUGAUGUAAGUGAAAUAUUGCCAUCAACUAUGACGUAACUCUUGUGCCUAACUAUAUAAGAAUUUAGAUUUUAUAAGAAGAGCCCUCCCAUCAUUUUACAAUUCUGUGUAUUUUUAUAAGUUUCGAGUUGUAGAAUUGUUAAUGCAAUGGCAAGCUUCAACACAUGGUAUUGAAUUUCAUCGGUUACUUUAGCAUAGAACUAAUUCUACUGCCUUAAACAAAAAUUAAUAUCAUCAAAAUCAAGGUUUUCCAGGAAAAUCUUAUCCGUUAAUUUUUUUUUUAGUAAAAUACUUAGAAAUAAAAUUAUAAUUUAUUGUACAUUUUUCGUUGCAACAGAUGCAAUGAAGUAUUUAAACCUAAAUUCGUUUUUAAUUGUAUUAUAAGCAUGAUACUUGUAUGUUAGAUAAUAUGAAAUUUUUUACAUUUUUUUACAUAAACCAACAUUUCUGUUGAUUAUACUUGAUAAAUAAAUAAAUUUUCAGCUAAACACGGAAAAUUGAAAUUUGCUGUCACAAAACGCUUUAAAAAGCUUCUUUGCAUUUAUAAGCAUUUAUAUUCUUUAAUUAAAAGACAAAAUAAUAGAUGGUAGCAUAUGUUUUCUAGAGACAACUCACGAUUUGGGUAUCAUGGUAACUUUCAUUGUAAAUACUUUUUAUACUUUGCAGUGACUUUUCACAUUAAAAAUUCGAUUUUCAAUUAAUGUUUCAUAACAGAAAGUUGUUGCCUUUAUCAUCAAGACCUACACUUUAUUUGUGCUUAAAAUUAGGUUACAGUCUCAAAACAAAACUGUAUUAUGAUGUUUUAACAUUCUUUCAUAACAUUAAGCAAAGUGGCUCUUGGAUUCUAUAGAAAAUCGAUUUAUUUCUUAGAUUUUAGACAUAUUGUGAUACUAUAUCAAUGCGUCUUGAGAAAGACUGCUGUCAAAGGAAAUUUACUGUGUAUUGAUAAAACGUAUGUAAAUUAUGUCUUACAUAAGAUAAAUUUUUAAAUUUGAACAAAUUCUGUAAAAAAAAUUCGAAUUAAAACAAAACUUUAUUGAGAAUGUCAGAAGUGCAAUACCGUGAAAUUUGCAUUUAAUGAAAUAAAAAUAUAAUCCUUAUAAAAUUAUACUUUUUUUGCGCGCGCAAAAAAGUACUCGAUCUAUAUUUAAAACAAUUUGUAUCACAAAUGACGAAUAUUCAUACAUCACCGAUAAAUGGGGCAUCGAUCAAGUGCCGGUUAUUUUGUUCCUCGUAUGUGGCCAUUUUGCAUCCAUUGUAUUUUUUAUAUUAAAAAUAAAAAAAAAUUAAUGUAACAUUCGUAUAAGAUUGAAAUAAUUUUUUUUUUAAAUUAAAGAAUGUAUUUUUGUAAAACUACUUAUACAAUCGUAAUAAAACCUAAUGUGCACAGUUAA
Molecule: messenger RNA, 5267 nt
Organism: Trichogramma pretiosum
Lineage: Eukaryota; Metazoa; Arthropoda; Insecta; Hymenoptera; Trichogrammatidae
Product: polycomb protein Sfmbt-like
Exons: 11
Coding region: 669-3698 (1009 amino acids)
Biological process (GO): regulation of DNA-templated transcription
Cellular component (GO): nucleus
Molecular function (GO): zinc ion binding
Source: RefSeq, a predicted model, not a curated record